AUGACGCUCAAUGCCCUUGGCGCCACCGUGAUUCUGCUCGUUGCCUUCUUCCCGCGCUAUGAAUGUAGGGCUCUCGAGCGCGCAGGCGUGCCCGCGUCGCCGAACCCCGAGUCCACGCAACCGCAGCCCCUGCGCGUCCUCACGCGCCUCGGGGAGGAGUACUCCGUCCAUCUGGCCGACCCGAGCUAUGCGUCCCUCGGGUCCCCGUGGAUGAUGCUGCCCGGCCGAGCCGACCCCUUGCAUACCCGGGCUCUGCGCCUCCAGCUGUCGCGUCUCUUGGAGCGGAGGUUUGGGAACAUCAGGGCGCUGACGGCCGGCCUGGAGACCCGGCCGGACGAGGAGAUGGAGCGGGCGAGGCGGUCCGAGGACCCGCCGAUCUCCCUGGACCUGACUUUCCACCUGCUGCGGGAGAUGAUGGAGAUGUCCCGGGCGGAACAGCUGGCUGUGCAGGCGCAGAACAACAGACGCAUGAUGGAACUCUUCGGGAAGUGAAGGCUGGAUGCCCGCCUCCGAUUAUAUUUUAUUAUUUUUUCGUGUCACCGUUCUCUAAUCUGAAGAAUUGAUUUGGAAGCUUUUACCCUGAAACCCUGAAAGUGAGGAGAUAGCGAGGAGAGCUGGAGAUGGAGACGCAGGUUGUAGGUUCGAAACCCCCUCGGUUGUGUUGUUGGUGUACCGGAGCGUACGAAGAUUAUUCUC
This is a messenger RNA of Gadus chalcogrammus (walleye pollock), 696 nucleotides long. Its product is annotated as corticoliberin-like. Gene Ontology annotation, cellular component: extracellular region. Lineage: Eukaryota; Metazoa; Chordata; Actinopteri; Gadiformes; Gadidae. The coding region runs from base 1 to 492 and encodes 163 amino acids. The record is from RefSeq and is a predicted model, not a curated record. The transcript has a single exon. Gene Ontology annotation, molecular function: hormone activity.